AUGCCGUCCAACCUGCGCCGGCUCGCUGCUGAUCAUGCCGCCUUACACAAUGAUCUCCCGCCGUACUACCUGAAGCCAUCGGAGGAUGACGACCUAUCGCAGUUGGACAUCCUCCUCACCGGUCCGCCGGGUACACCUUUCUCGGAAGGAUUGUGGAAGCUCCACCUCAAGAUGCCGGCCGACUACCCAAAGAGCCCACCCAAGGCGACAUUCAGGACAAGGAUCUGGCACCCGAAUAUGGAGGAGCUGACCGGUGCCGUUUGCGUGGAUACCCUCAAACGGGAUUGGCAGCCGAACCUCACUUUGCGCGAUGUACUGAUGACAAUCUCAUGUCUACUCAUCUAUCCCAAUCCCGACUCUGCACUCAAUUCCUCCGCUGGCGCCCUCUUGCAAGAGAACUAUGCUGCCUUUGCGCACCAAGCCAAGCUCAUGACCUCCAUUCACGCCCCAAUUCCACUCGACCUGAAAGAUGCAGUGAACGACGCAAAGCUCCGAGGCGAGGAUGCAGGGACAGUGAUUGAGGAACAAGAGGAGACAUCCCUCCAACAAGCGCGCAAACAGCAACGAAACCGCACUGCCACAUCAAAAAAAUCCAUUCAUCAAAUCACACCAAUCGACACGCUCCCCCACCCACACCCCUUCACCCAGUCCUCACAAUCAGUAUCCGACGAAGAAAUGACCGACGGCGAAAACGAAGCCAACGCAAGCAAAGAAAACGACCCAUCCCUCUCCCCCUCCCCAGUAAACCUCGCACCUCCAUCACCCCGCAAAAAUGCCCUAGGCAAGCGUCCCCUCUCAGUCCUCUCAAUGCCCUACCCAGAAGACGAAGCAGAUAUGAUGCUAGUGGACCCUGACUCAGACACCGACUCACCAAUGUUCUCCAACGAACAAAACAUAACUGCAAACAUCCGCUCCCGCACAUCCUCCCCGCUCCGCAAAACCCCCAAGCGCUCCCUCCUAAGCAAAGGAAUCAACGCCUCCGGCCGUCUCCACGAUACAAUGCCAAUCUUCGAGGAUUUCCCUUCUCUGUCAAUGACCGAUCCCACCUGCCGACUAAGCGGUGACGGAAAAGAAAAUCGUGGCUCUGCUACUAUCCGUGGUCUAAAGGAGAAGCAAGAUAUGCAUCACUGCAAGGCGCUUAAUAGUAACCCUCUUAUACCAUCAGCCCUCCAGCAUGCUCCUACACCAUCUCUAUCUUCUUCUUCUAUCCGCGCUUCAAAAAUCAGCACGAGCAAGAAGGCCAUUGGUGGUCUGCGCAAAACAACUGCCGUCAAGACGAAGCCGCGUAUCGGUGUACGCCGGCUAUGA
Penicillium antarcticum is the source of this 1308-nucleotide messenger RNA. RefSeq names its product putative ubiquitin conjugating enzyme E2. Bases 1 to 1308 code for a protein of 435 amino acids. The record is from RefSeq and is a predicted model, not a curated record. The transcript has 3 exons. Lineage: Eukaryota; Fungi; Ascomycota; Eurotiomycetes; Eurotiales; Aspergillaceae.